AUGGAGGCUGACAGAUUAAAUACCCCAACCACUUUUGAGAUGCCAUUGGAGGUUUUUGGUCACGAGUUGCAAUUUGCUCAGGACCCCAAUUCUAAGCACCAUGGAACUACAGUAUGGGAUGCAUCACUUGUUUUUGCCAAGUUUCUUGAACGGAAUUGCAGGAAAGGAAGGUUUUCCCCUGCUAAACUUAAAGGAAAACGUGUUAUAGAACUAGGAGCUGGCUGUGGUGUUUCUGGAUUUGGCAUGGCUUUACUUGGUUGCAAUGUUAUAGUGACAGACCAAGAGGAGGUUUUGCCAUUGUUACAAAGAAACAUGGAUCGUAAUACUUCAAGGGUUAUGCAAAAGAAUCCUGAGUCAUUUGGCUCAAUCAAGGUUUCAGUGCUUCAAUGGGGAGAUGAGAGUCACAUUAAGGAUGUUGGUCCUCCAUUUGACUACAUUAUUGGCACCGACGUUGUUUAUGCAGAACAUCUAUUGGAGCCUCUGUUGCAAACAAUACUUGCUUUAUCUGGACCUAGGACUACUGUUGUGUUGGGUUAUGAGAUCCGUUCCACCAGUGUCCAUGAGAAGAUGCUACAGAUGUGGAAAAAACACUUUGACGUGAAGACUGUUUCAAAAUCAAAGAUGGAUGAAACAUUUCAACAUCCAAGCAUUCAACUCUAUAUUCUAGGAUUAAAACAUUCAGCAGAGAGCAGAGAGAGCUCAGGUCAAGCUGCCUCUGAAAAAGUUGAUGUUGAAACUGGCGUUAAGGAUAAAAACACCGAGGAGAAUAUUGUAGUAGAAGGAUCUUGUCUUGUUGAAGAAAACACUGAGGUUGAUAGUAAUUCAAUUCCCCCACAUGCAAACCUUAGCGAGUGGGAAGCCAGACGGUAUGGCUCAAUGGCCGCAAGGAUUCUUAGAGAUGUUAAAAUAUCAUGA
Messenger RNA from Lathyrus sativus (Indian pea), 915 nucleotides. The record is from the annotation of a GenBank genome assembly. NCBI's taxonomy places the organism in Eukaryota, Viridiplantae, Streptophyta, Magnoliopsida, Fabales, Fabaceae.